AUGGAGACGGGCCGGCGAGACGCCUCGUCUGAAGGGGAGGGAGCGAAGGGCAGCAAGCUGGCAGCGAAGUUGCCCUCGUCGCCCGGCAAGAAGAAAGCGAGCAAGAAGAAGAAGAAGAAGAAGAAGGCAGUUCGUGAUCACGAAAAGACUUCCAGCAAAAGCAAGAAGCAGCCCAUCUUUGCCAUAUUCCCCCUCCACCUGCUCCAGCGCCAGCACGGCACUGGCGGGCCGCAGGAAGACCACGCCAGGGGCGUGCCAGGCAAAGCCGCGAGGCGUCCGCUCUCGGCCUCCCCGCCGGCCAUUUCCGUCUUGACUCCAGAAGACGCUGGCCAGCCCAACGAGAGUCUUCGCUGGGACGGCGUGCUGGAGGACCCCAUCGCAGAAGAGGAGAGGCUGUGCAACUACAGGCUGAACCGGAGGAAACGCUACGGGGCUUUCUUGCAACAAAGUUUCCCGCUGGAGCCUUCCUUUCCUUGCAAGCAGCUGCCCGAACUGGACAAAGCGGCCGAGGUGGAGAAAGAGCAUCCGCUGCCCAAGAGCAAGUCCUCCUCCAUCAUGGCCACCAAAAGCAGAAGGCGACCCAUUCCUAAGCUGGGCACCAAAAUCUCGAAGAAACAGCCGGCAGUGUUGCAACCCAGUAAGUCUCAGGGAGUUCUGUAA
Molecule: messenger RNA, 660 nt
Organism: Python bivittatus (Burmese python)
Lineage: Eukaryota; Metazoa; Chordata; Lepidosauria; Squamata; Pythonidae
Source: RefSeq, a predicted model, not a curated record